This is a messenger RNA of Tuber aestivum (summer truffle), 1619 nucleotides long. The record is from the annotation of a GenBank genome assembly. Lineage: Eukaryota; Fungi; Ascomycota; Pezizomycetes; Pezizales; Tuberaceae.
AUGGCCGCCGAAGUAAUCUACCAUCCGAUAUCAAACAAAACUCGAGCAUUCGUGCACGCCGACGCUCUUUCUGCGUUUUCCUUAUUAGCGAUGAAACAGCCCCGGACCAACCGCCUGGCCGCCUGGAUGCUUGAUGAGGAUGCCCCAUUCGGCGAACAACCACCAGCAAAAAGGAUUCAAGUUAUUUUAUGCAGCGUCCACAAAGUUCAGGUCCAGUUCACUAAGCAGACAAAACCUGUCAACAAUAUCGUCGCCGUGAUCGCGAGAUUGGCCCUACAAAACGGAUAUCCCCUCAUAGCGCGAAUUACGAGCGCAUCCCACGGGCAAAGUCACGGGGGCCGUACGAGCCAUUCUGGUCGGAGGAACAACGGCGACACAGGCCAAAAUGCACCUGGAUUCUCGGUUCCGUCAGGGGCAGGAAAUGGCGGCGGCGGCCCGAGCAAGCGUUCGACCAAACGAGGCGGAGGCGGGGACGGUGAGGGCAACCCCAGCAAAAAGAAAAAGUUGUCGGAUGAGCCGCAGGGCCCGGAAACGCAUCCCUGCAUCGUCUAUCAGCUAUUGACCGAGGGGAAGGAUAAACACCCUUGCAAGGACAAGCUGUUUACCACUUUGGAGAGUGCAGUGUAAGUCCGGCCGUCCUUAAGCAUGCGAACAGUGGUAGAAUCUAUACUCACCCACAGCCAGCGACCACCAUCUGAGGAUACACGUGGGGCAUAUACAAUGCCCGACGUGCCUUAUCAGAAAAGGCACUAGCACGGAUAUGGGCAAGCACCUGCGAACCGCCGGUUGUACGCCUCCAGCUAAAAUCCGAGAGGAGAUCGUGGCUCAUGGUGACAGUGUUCGCAGGGUAAAGAGCUGGGAUGACCUCAAGGAACAGGUUGCUCCUAAUGGUAAAAUAAAAUAUGAUAUGGCUAGUGACAUUGACAGUAUGUAUCCAAAAUUCCUGGGCGGCGACGGCAUCCGGAGAUGGGUGGAUUUCUCUGAUCAAGAUCAUCUGCUAACCAAAGCUCGCCAUAGACUUGGCACGGCAACCUGUGGGUGAGGAUAGGGAUUUUUUUGAGCAACUGAUGGCUCCGCUAGUUCCAGGCCAAACGCCAUUCCCAGACAUACUAGGGCUAGAAGGCAUCCCCUUAGACCACACCCCUCAAGCGUCCGAAAACCCAUAUGGGUACCCCCCAUGGUCUCACGGCGGAAUCGGCCAUGAUUUGAACACCUUAACGACCGGCACAAUAAGUCCUCAGCGUUUAGUCAAAUCCGUUCCUGAUAGCGGCUAUAGCCCAUCGACCAAGCCUGACUUCGAGGUUUACCAGCACAGCCAGGUAUUAAACCAAACCAGCAGCGGAGGAGUGGGGUGGCUCAUGAGUGGGAAUGAGGCUCCGGAACAGGACUCAAUUUCCACGCUCCUUAAGCGGGUGAAUUGGGUUAUCGAGACGUUCCAGGAGUACGACAAAGACCCAGCGAGCCACACAGUGGCUCAAUCAUGUGCUCGAACCAUUGCGCUCGGGUUACCCGAGAGCAUCUUGAAGGUGUUUGCUGAAACAUAUCAGGGUAAGGUAAGGCCAAAGAGAGAAACGCAAGUCCUCGGCGCGGCUAAGAGCAAGGAGGAAGAGCGUGAGUGA